CACAGAAGCAAGCACAGCUCGAAGGCGCCAGCACAGACGUCCGCAAUGCCACACGAGAGUUGGUUAAGGCCGCGAAGAUGGCAGGCGAAAUGCUGGCGGAAAGUCAGAAGAAAACGUACGAUACGCUUUCAGACAACCAGGCCAAACGCGCAGAGAUGCAGAAGCAGAUCAAGGCACUGGAGUUGGAGAAGGAACUGGAAACUGUUCGAAAGGAUCUGUUCUCACUGCGAAAGCUUAACUACAAUCGAGACACGACUAAGGGAAUGAACGACGGCACAGCACCUCCCUCAUGAGAGAGCUAAAGCCAUGGGUUACACUAACUAUAGGUUAUAGGACGGUGUUUAACGCCUGUCUCAUGUGAUAACUAUGGCUAUAGGUUACAAGGUUACAGGAGAGUGUUUAAAGCCUCUCUCAUGAGAUAACUAAGGCUAUAGGUUACAGGAGGUGUUUAUAUUUAUAGGCCGUGGAUGGAGAUGUACGUGAGGAUAGAAUCCUGUAGAGAGACAUAACAAUAAAGCCAGAAUACGGGAUGA
Molecule: messenger RNA, 533 nt
Organism: Sphaeroforma arctica JP610
Lineage: Eukaryota; Ichthyosporea; Ichthyophonida
Exons: 2
Biological process (GO): endocytosis; clathrin coat assembly; actin filament organization
Cellular component (GO): actin cortical patch; clathrin-coated vesicle
Molecular function (GO): actin filament binding; phosphatidylinositol-3,4-bisphosphate binding; clathrin light chain binding
Source: RefSeq, a predicted model, not a curated record